Penicillium pulvis is the source of this 1365-nucleotide messenger RNA. Its product is annotated as tubulin alpha chain. Gene Ontology annotation, molecular function: GTP binding; structural constituent of cytoskeleton. The record is from RefSeq and is a predicted model, not a curated record. NCBI's taxonomy places the organism in Eukaryota, Fungi, Ascomycota, Eurotiomycetes, Eurotiales, Aspergillaceae. Bases 1 to 1365 code for a protein of 454 amino acids. Gene Ontology annotation, cellular component: microtubule; cytoplasm. The transcript is spliced from 7 exons. Gene Ontology annotation, biological process: mitotic cell cycle; microtubule cytoskeleton organization.
AUGACGAGAGGCGAGAUCUGUCACCUUCACAUCGGCCAAGCUGGUAUCCAGCUUGGUAACGCCUGUUGGGAGCUAUACCUCCUCGAGCACGGCCUCACCCCUGAUGGACACUUCAAGGAGGACCUUGCCGACUCCGAAACCACCAAGGGUUCCUACGAUACUUUCUUCACCGAAACUCCCGGCGGCAAAUACGUUCCCCGUUCCAUCUUCGUGGAUUUGGACCCAUCGCCCAUUGAUGAGAUCCGCACUGGUACCUACCGCCAGCUGUUCCACCCCGAGCAGCUGAUCAGCGGCAAGGAGGAUGCUGCCAACAACUAUGCUCGUGGUCAUUACACCGUUGGAAAGGAGUACGCUGAUGAUGUGAUGGAUCGCAUUCGUCGGGUUAUCGACAACUGCUCUUCCCUGCAGGGAUUCUUGAUCUUCCACUCCUUCGGCGGUGGUACCGGUUCUGGAUUCGGUGCUCUUCUGCUUGAGCGCCUUGCCAGCGAGUACGGCAAGAAGUCUAAGCUUGAGUUCUCCGUCUACCCCGCCCCCCAGGUGUCUACUGCCGUUGUUGAGCCCUACAACGCCGUCCUCUCCACCCACAGCACCAUUGAGAACGCCGACUGUACCUUCCUUGUUGACAACGAGGCUGUCUACGACAUCUGCCGCCGUCACUUGGACAUCCCCCGCCCCGGUUACGAGCACCUGAACCGUCUUAUUGCCCAGGUUGUCAGCUCUAUCACCUCCAGCUUGCGUUUCGAGGGUGCUCUCAAUGUCGACUUGAACGAGUUCCAGACUAACUUGGUGCCCUACCCCCGUAUUCAUUACCCUCUGAUUUCCUACGCUCCUGUCAUCGGUAUCAAGAACAGCUCCCACGAGAGCUUCAAGGUGCAGGACCUUACCGCUCAGUGUGUCGAGCCCCACAACCAGAUGGUGGUUUGCGACCCCCGCAAGGGUAAGUACAUGGCCGUUGCUCUUCUGUACCGCGGUGAUGUCGUGCCUCGCGAGUGCAACGCUGCCGUUGCUUCACUGAAGGCCAAGGAGACCUUCAACUUGGUCGAGUGGUGCCCCACUGGAUUCAAGCUGGGUAUCAACUACCAGAAGCCCGUCCGUGUCCCCGACAGCGAGCUUGCUCCCGUCGAUCGCUGCGUCAGCAUGUUGUCCAACACCACUGCUAUCGCCGAGGCUUGGAGCCGUCUGGACCACAAAUUUGAUCUCAUGUACUCCAAGCGUGCCUUCGUCCACUGGUAUGUUGGUGAGGGUAUGGAGGAGGGUGAGUUCUCCGAGGCUCGUGAGGAUCUUGCUGCUCUUGAGAAGGAUUACGAGGAGGUUGCCGCCGAUGACACCAUUGAGGACGAGAUUGAUGAGCACGGCGAGUACUGA